Diaporthe amygdali is the source of this 1839-nucleotide messenger RNA. RefSeq lists its product as uncharacterized. Bases 1 to 1839 code for a protein of 612 amino acids. Lineage: Eukaryota; Fungi; Ascomycota; Sordariomycetes; Diaporthales; Diaporthaceae. The transcript has 3 exons. The record is from RefSeq and is a predicted model, not a curated record.
AUGGCCCAGCAGGACAGCUCCGGGCAGCGCCUGAGAGAUACACCAUGCAUCCAAUCCCUUCUCGGCUUUUUCUUUAACAAGGGCGUCAGGGGUGGUCCCAAAAUAUUCCUCAAUCUGGCCGCCACGCUUUUUGCCUUACUCCUCGUUAUAAAACUCAUGCCACAGCGGAUGAGCGACAGCGCGUUGAACUCAAUACCACACGAUCUCUGGACCGGCGUGGCUGAAGAGGUCCCAUUGGAAGAUGAUGACAGCACGCCUGGCGGACUGAGGAUAGUCGUGUUCGGCGAGAACGACAUUGGCACGCCGAUCGGGGAGGACGAAGAGUUCGAGGGAGCCAAGUCGUGGACCGAAGCACUCUGUGCUCAGCUGCAAUGCUCCAAGCAUGUCUCCAUGACUCCAUCGCCCGACGCUCCUGCAUGGUCCGUCAGCUCCAAGGCUCUGUAUGCUCACGGCGUGGAGAGGGUGCUCAACGAGACGUCUGAGACGUCCAGCCCUGGCAUGGAUUACUCGUACUUGUCGACGUAUUAUGCCCCCAAAUGGCAAACACUCGACCUCAAGGACCAGGUCGACCGUUUCCUCGCCAUGCCCAAGCCGCGCCAUGCCCCGAAAGAGACUCUGUGGGUGUUCAACUUUGGCUUCUGGGACGUCUGGUCGCUAUCAGCUAUGCCGAUCCCCGCCGGAAAGGAGGCGGUAGAUGCUAUGACGAAAGACAUCUUCGAGCAGAUCGAGCGCCUGUACGAGGCGUCAACGGACGUCCGAUCGGCCGCCUGGUCUGACGCCAGCUACGUCUCAGCCCCGCUCGAGUCGGGAUCCAGCCCCGAAGCAGAGAGCGAGGAGCCAUCUGCCGGGGGGCCGACCGAAAAAAGGGAGGAGAGCGCCGAGAAUGGGUCACAAGUGGAAAACAACGCUAUGGACACGGCUGAGUACUUUCGGCUCCUGAUCCCUCGAGUGACGGACCCGUCCCUCCUCCCCGGCUGGCGCGACCUCAGGGCCCAGCUCCCCAAGGUGCACUCAAAGGCCGAGCAGAUGCGCAACUCGGCCGCGCUGACCGAGCACUGGAACGACCGCAUCGUCGACGGCCUGGUGGAGUGGGUCCGGAAGGAGAACAAGAAGCCGGGUGAGGGCGAGGAGAACAAGGAGACCAAGAGGUCCGACCCAGAGACCGCACCCUCCUCCUCACCCCUGGCGGAGAACGCAGACGUCCAGACCACAACCCAAGGCAAGAAAGUCGGAGGCGCCCCGACGCAGCAGGAAAGGCCCAGGCCGAGCCCGAUCCGCGACGGCUUCGCGUACAACCUGGCCAACUACGUGCUGGACGCCAUGGUCGAGCGGCAGCUGCGCAACGCGAAGCAGCACGACGGGUCCGGGCGCGGCGACGGCGCCGUCGAGGACGGCUUCCGCGACGUGACCAACUCGUGCGUGGAGCGCGUAGACACGGCGAUGGUGGCCGUUUCGGUGCAGAGCGGCGUGCGGCUGGAGAUCCCCAACAAGGACAUCGGCGGCGACAUCCAGGUGCCCAGCGCCACAACGCCGGAGAAGCAGCAGCAGCAGCAUCAGGCCGGCGAUAGGAGGAGCAGCAGCAAGCGCAACGAGGAGGAGAAAACGAAAAAGUCACAAGCAGAUGCAGCCGAGGGCAACAGCAGCGACCUGAGCCCCAACAAGGUGGCCGACACGGUCAAGGUGUGCCAGAUCCCCAGCGACUACCUUUUCUACACGCCGUUCGCGCUGUCGCAGAAGGCCAUUGCCGACAUUGCCGCCCAGACGGCGGAUAUGAUUCGCAACAACGAGACGAUCAGGGGGAAGCUGCAGGCGCAGAUGGAACAGAACAAGGGCCCAUGA